Pygoscelis adeliae (Adelie penguin) is the source of this 551-nucleotide messenger RNA. It is a transcript of the gene NDUFAF2, whose product is annotated as NADH dehydrogenase (ubiquinone) complex I, assembly factor 2. The record is from RefSeq and is a predicted model, not a curated record. Lineage: Eukaryota; Metazoa; Chordata; Aves; Sphenisciformes; Spheniscidae. The transcript has 5 exons. Bases 143 to 508 code for a protein of 121 amino acids.
ACUUCAUGAACAACUGGCAGGCAGAUUAUACCAGAAAGAAGAUUUGUAGAAGCAAUAAAUCGUCAAGCAUAUCAGUAUGAAAUGGGUGACUUUCCAACAGAAUGGGAAGUGCGUUAUGUUCCAGUAGGAGUCUUGAAGUUCAAUGAAAAUCUCAUGCAUACUAAUGAGAACGCAAAUGAGUGCUGAUGAAAGAAUGCGAGGGUCUCAAGCGUGGAUAAGAAAAAAAAGAAAGGAUCCACCCACCAUUGAGGAGAUUCUUAAGAAUGAAAAUUACAGAGAAGAAAUGAAGCAGAAAAUCAAAGAUGUCUCCGAAAAGGAUAAACUGCUUCAGGCCAAGGAAUACAAGGAGGGACUUGUUGCUGAACGAGUUCAUACUCAUGUUAAAGGCCACGCCUCAGCCCCUUACUAUGGAAAGAAAGAGCCUUCACAAGACCCAACAAGCACUGCGAGUAGCUUUCAGCCAGGCUCCUGGAUGCCACCAGGCAGUGGUAGUAGUCAUAAUAAAUAAACAGUUGCAAUGUACAGAUAGUGCUAAGGGAUAAAUAUUUUAA